AUGAAAUUUUUUGAAGAGGAAAGGAUAAGUUUAGCUGGAAAAAUCUAAAAGAAGAUAUUAAAAAACAGUGACAUAGAUAAUUCAUUAAGCAAUUAAGGUAGAAAUAGUCUUUUCUAUGAAAUAGAGCAAAAUGGUGGCACUUAAUAAGCAAAUAUUUAUAGAGGAGGUAACCAAAGAAUACAUCAUAGAUAGGCACCAAGAAGAGGAAGAGGUGGCAGAAUACCUCCUAGAUAAUAAUAAGCAGCAUAAAUACCUCCAUAGGCAGAAAAUAAUGUUUAAAAUGACAGAAGAGCAGAUUAAGUUUAAGAUUAAGCUGCUUAUAUUCCUCCAAAUCAAAGAAAUGAUGUAGAUGAAGAGAGGGAAGACUAGUAAAUGAAUGAAAACUAAAAUUAAGACAGGAAUUAAAGAGAGGAGGAAAGCAAAAUAGGUGAGGAAUCUUCUGCUGCUAAGUUAAGCAAAUAGGUUGAGGAAAAAUCUAACAAUAUUGAGGUAGAGAACAGUGUAGUAAUUGAAAAAGAAAUUGAAGGUGUUCAAUUUUCUAACUUUACUAAAAUGGUGCUUAAGCUUUUUGAGUUUUUGCAAAAUUAGGAUCAAUAUUUACAAAUUGAAGCAUAGCAGUUUGAAGUUGAUGAAAAGGACCUUAUUGGUGAUGAAUAAAAUGUUAUUUAAAAUGCUUUAGAAGUUUCUUUACUGCUAGAGGCCCACAGAAGAUAUGUUGUUGAUGAAGUAGUAGACAUUUUAAUUAUUCUCAAGAACUUCUCAAGUGUACUUGAACUUUUGCAACAGAUUCUUGGAGAUAAAUUAAAAGAUGUUAUUCAUAAGACUAUUAUUGAAAAUGAUUUGAUCUUGUAGGAUUUACUUUGUUAUUAUGCAAUUUAUUAGAUUUUUAAAGAGAAUGCAAGUGAUAGUCAGAAGCAGUUCUACAUUUUACAAGAAAACGCUUUAAAGUAGAAAUUAACUUUUAUUGUAAACCUCUAUGAAUAAAAAAUUUAUUCAGAAAACAAACAUUUUACUCAAUUUUUUGAAUAAUAAACUCAAUUUUUUCUAUAAAAUGCUAAGUAUGCUAUCACAUCCUAUUAAAUUCUUGCUACUUUUAUGAGUGUUUACACUUAGAAUAUUGAGGGUGUUCAAGUAAAAAACACAGAUAUUUAUUUAUAAAACGUAUUCACUAACAAUUCUUGGAAACUAGCAUAAAAUUCAGUUAAGAAGUUAUUAGGUUCGUUUGACAGGAUGACUGAUUUUUAUCAAAGAUUGAGCAAGUAAGAAGGCUCUUUGAUCUUUAACUUACACAGUAAUGUAAACCCUGAAGAAGGUGUAAUUUAAAUCAAGUGUGUGAACUUGCUGCAAUUUUCUGAAUUUACUUCUGAUAAAUCUAUUUUCACUGUUUAAUAAAUAGAAAACCUCAAAAAGUAUUAUCAUAAAGAGCAAUCAAGGAUAUCAGCCAAAUAGCAAAAAUCUAUCUCAGAAUACGCAGAUGAGAAUUACAAAAUAAAAUUCUUUUUCGAGGAUGGUUUAAAGCUGAAGGAAUAUCUGUUGUAAAAUGAGUUUAUCUCCGUUGACAUCUACAACUUACCUUCAAAUCUAAGAUAGCAAGACUUACAAGAAAUACUCUCUAUUGAUUUAUUUGAAAAGGUAAUCUCUAUGGUUUCUAAGUCUGACAACUAAGGUAAAAAUUAUUAUCAGCUGACUUUCAGUGAUAAAUUAUCUGCAAAGGAAUUUAUUGACAAAAUCAAUGAGUUUGAAAUUACGUUUGACCAAUAAUUCAUAUCAAUUACUCCUCAUUAAACACCUGAGUUGCAAUCUAUAACAAUUGAAUACAGUAUAGAUUUUUAAAUAGCUAAAAAUGAAGAAUUAACUUAUCUCUUGAAUACAUUGAGAAACAAUAAACAUUACCAUAGCUUAAAGAGACAGCAGAUGUUCAAACAAAUUUAAAAAUAUUUGAAAUUAAAAUCUACCAAUGAUUAUUCUGAUUUGAUUAACUUCAGAACAAGUAGCAUAAUUGAAAUUUAAAAAUUGAUAUAAAAUCUAAAGAAAGAGUAAAUAGAAGAAAUAUUUGACAUUAAACUAUUUUACUAGUUCAAUUACUUUACAAGUGUAAAUGUUUAAAAAAUUCUCUAUGACUAAUUUUAAAUUUAGUUUAAUUCUAUCAAAAAUUUCAAAUCUAACAGCAUUAGUGUAUCAUGCCAAGAAUACGCCAAAAAUUCUAAAGAAAUUCAAAUAAUUUUAUCAAGUUAAAAUUUAAAUUACUUGAAAAAAGCAGUAUCUACUAUGAACAAGGUAAUUAGACCAAUUAGACACUUGGCUCUUGAGUCAAACAAGCAGAAAGAAGUCUUUUUUAGAGAAGAUUUCAUUAAAGUCUCCAGAAAAAAAUUCACAAGACCUAAUUUCUACACAUUUUUCAGUACGAUCAAUAUGAGAUUUGAAUUCUACAAUGAAAAUCAAUUUAAUUUCACUUUCUUGAAUAACUUUGGCAAUAGCGAAACUUACAUACCUUAUGAAAUAAGUGAAAGUGUUAUUCAAGUAAUUGAAAGAGACAUAUAAACAUUUCAAAGUAAUCUCAAUUCCUACAAUAUCAAAUAAAGCUAUUACAUUCAUCCUUCUCUGCAAAAUGAAUUUUUAGAAUUCAUAAAAGAAAAAGGAAUUUCAAAGUUUAGUUAAAACGAUAAAAUUUUCGAAUUGGAGCUUACUCUUGAAAUAUUUUUGCUUUUGAAUAAGUAAAUUAUGACUUAGUUCGUUAAAGCUUCCUACUUGAAAAAGAAUGAAGAAAUCUUUAAAAGUAAGCAGUCUUCAAAACAAUUAAACUCUGAAAAGUAGUAAGAAAUGCCAUUUUGCUAAGUUUGCUAUGACUCUGACCAUAUAUUCUCUCUGUCAAAUUGCUCUUGCAGGAACUACUGCAGAGAUUGUUUGAGAGAGCAAAUUUAGAUUGAAAUCUAAGAUAAUUAUGUGCAAUUCAAGGGAAUCAUUUACUGUCCCCUAUGCAAAUAAGCUCCGAUUUCUCUCAAAGAUUUCUCUAAACUCUUCAAUUUGUAUGAAAUUCAAGCUAUAAUGUCUUAAUGGGUCAAGUGUAUAACUUACAAUUAUAGAAACUCAAAUGGAUAGAAGCAAUUUGCUCAUUGCAUUUAUCCUAAAUGUCAAGACCUAAUUACGAUUCCAUCAAAUUUAAAGCAAUUUAAUAAGACAAAUUAGAGUGAUCUGGAGAUGGAAAUUGAAACUGAGCCAAAAACACUCAAAGAAAAUGAUGAAAUAGAUAAAGAAAAUAAUCAAAAUAGCUCAGAGUGUACUUCUUCUAUUAUUUGUUAAUAGUGCAACAAUGCUCUCUGUUCCUCAAGUAUCUUUGACAACAAAAUACCUUACCACUCAGUUCACGAGUCUAGUAUAAGCUGCAUGGAAUAAUAUAACUAGCAAAGAGGUGAAAUGCCUUCAAAUGCUAAGUAUUGCCCUAGCUGUAGUUAAGUUUAUUUCCAUGAAACUGGCUGCAAUCACCUAACUUGCUAUUAAUGUGGUGAACAUUUUUGUUCAAUUUGCAAUAAAAAUUUUGGUAAGACCUAAGGUGAUAUUUAUACUCACAUUUAGGAAUGUGAAUAAAAGUAAAAUCAACCAGUAUAACCAGCUGUUGCAGAACCUGUGCCAUAAGCUGAGUAACCCUAAAUGAACCAAUAGUAGAUAUAUGAGGAACCCUAGUUUGACCAAUAGUAUAUAAAUGAGUAACUACCUUUUGCUGUAGAGCAAGCUCCUGAGCGUUUAUGGGAUGAUGAUUAGAUAGAUUAGCAAAAUAAUCAAGAUGGUUGGGGAAAUGUAUGA
Messenger RNA from Tetrahymena thermophila SB210, 3801 nucleotides. RefSeq lists its product as hypothetical. Gene Ontology annotation, molecular function: ubiquitin conjugating enzyme binding; ubiquitin protein ligase activity. Lineage: Eukaryota; Ciliophora; Oligohymenophorea; Hymenostomatida; Tetrahymenidae. Gene Ontology annotation, cellular component: cytoplasm; ubiquitin ligase complex. The transcript has a single exon. The record is from RefSeq and is a predicted model, not a curated record. Gene Ontology annotation, biological process: ubiquitin-dependent protein catabolic process; positive regulation of proteasomal ubiquitin-dependent protein catabolic process; protein polyubiquitination.